Molecule: messenger RNA, 2638 nt
Organism: Hemibagrus wyckioides
Lineage: Eukaryota; Metazoa; Chordata; Actinopteri; Siluriformes; Bagridae
Gene: l3mbtl2
Product: L3MBTL histone methyl-lysine binding protein 2
Exons: 18
Coding region: 183-2630 (815 amino acids)
Biological process (GO): regulation of DNA-templated transcription
Cellular component (GO): nucleus
Molecular function (GO): zinc ion binding
Source: RefSeq, a predicted model, not a curated record
UAUUAUUUGGUUUAAUAUUUUAAUGGGUUGAAGUUUUGGGGUGUUUUUGCUCGUUUGGUUUAUUUGUGAGACCUUAAUUGUUUUUUAUCACUCCUGGAGUGAAUGCCUGGGGGAAAUGAUUUGACUCUGCUGAUUUAGAGAGUCUGCAAUAUUCACCAACUAACGCCUGUAAAUGCCCCAAAAUGCCCAACCACUGUGUAGCAUAUGGGUGUAGAAAGUCAUACCGGGACAAUGUUAGUAUGUUCAGAUUUCCCAAGGACCGUGGUGAGUUCCUGAAAUGGGAAAAGCAGGUACAAAGAACUCGCCACAAAUGGGUGGCCAAGAGCUUUUCUUUCUUGUGCUCUGAACACUUUAGCAAGGACUGUUUUGAACCCAGACCCAACAUUGUCGCCAAGACCAUGGGUUCAAAAGGACUUAAGCUGAAGGAAGGUGCCAUUCCAACUAUUUUUAUCCGACCACCUUGCACUAAGUGUGGUGGUCGUGGUCCCCCCUGUGCAGCAUGCAGUCCAAAGGGGAAGAAGCCAAGUGUGAGCACAGAGUAUCAGAAGCAGGAUUCGGAAGGUUGGCCUCCUGUGAAUACAGACUUGGAUGCUGCAGAGAAAGAGAAUGAAGCAAAGGACAAAGAACACAAUGAACAGCUUCCAUCUGAUGAAGAUGGGCAUAUAAGUCCCACAUUUGCCCCGCUCUCUCCUGUGGAAUACGCUGAUGAUCCUGCGGUUUGUGAGAUGUGUGGGAUUUCUGGAACCCGUGGAAAUUUUUACUCUAGAUCCAAGCGCUUCUGCAGUCCGUCCUGCUCCCGCUCCUUUUCCUCAAACUCCAAAAAAUCCUCUAUAAUGGCACGCUUACAGGGAAGGCAUCUUCGGAAACCUAAUGCAGCACAGAACAAUGCCUCUCAGGCUGAAGUGACCGAACGUCACCAUGGCAGUACAGCUGUUAGGAAAGAUGCCUCUUCUGGAUUUAACUGGGAAUGUUACCUUGAGAAACAUGGCUGCCUCGCUGCCCCGGUGUCUUGCUUCAGACAUGUACCACUCUGUGCUCAGUGGGAGGACAUUGAGGUGGGAUUGCAAGUAGAGGUCCUGAAUACUCGCACUACUUUGCUGACCAAGGUCUACUGGAUUGCCACCAUCAUUCGACUUGCUGGUUACAUGGCCCUGUUACGAUACAUAGGAUUUGAAAAUGAUGAUCGUCAUGAUUUUUGGUGUAAUCUGGGUAUCGCUGAUGUCCAUCCUAUUGGCUGGUGUGCUGUGAACAGUAAACUACUUGUUCCUCCUAAGGAGAUCAACAAACAUAUAAGUGAUUGGAAAUCAUACUUGAUGGAAAGACUUGUAGGAGCGUCUACAAUACCUGUGGAUUUUCAUGUUAUGAUGACGGAUAGUAUGAAGUGUCCCUUCAGGCAUGGGGUCCGUGUAGAAGUAGUGGAUCGCUCUCUGGUUAGCCGAACCCGUACGGCAGUGGUAGCCACUGUGAUUGGGGGGCGUCUGAGGCUUAUAUACGAAGAUGCAGGGUUUGGAUCCUCAGGAGAGGUGCUCUCAGAUUUCUGGUGUCACAUGUUGAGCCCUCUCAUACACCCCAUAAACUGGUCAGUUAGAGUGGGGCACAUCAUUAAGGAGACAGAUAAGUCUGUCGAUAUGAGCAGUCAUCCAGCAUUCCGUAAGGUUUUCUGUGAUAGUGUGCCCGGUCAAUUCAAAAAGUUAAGGACUGUUUAUAUGGAAGGAGGGUUUUUCACAGCGGGCAUGAAACUGGAGGCCAUCGAUCCUCUGAAUCUGGGGAACAUCUGUGUAGCUACAGUUCGAAAGGUUCUCCUUGAUGGCUAUCUCAUGGUCAGUAUUGAUGGAGUGGAGAUUGGAGAUGGCUCAGAUUGGUUUUGCUACCAUGCUAGCUCACAUGCCAUCUUACCCACAGGAUAUUGCCAAAGCAAUGACAUAACCCUCACUCUACCCCCCGGAUACAAUCAGGCAACGUUCACAUGGGCCAAAUAUUUGGAGGAAACAGGAGCAGAGGCUGCUCCACGUCGACUCUUUAACACUGAUGCUGUACAGCAUGGCUUUGUCCCAGGCAUGAAGCUGGAGGCAGUGGACCUAAUGGAGCCGCGGCUGGUGUGUGUGGCCACUGUGCAACGCUCUGUGGGUCGCCUGCUUCUGCUGCACUUUGAUGGCUGGGAGUCAGAGUUUGAUCAGUGGGUGGACUGUGAAUCCCCUGAUAUCUACCCCGUGGGCUGGUGUGAGCUCACUGGAUAUCAACUUCAGCCCCCCAUUGGCCCAGAACCACAGGAACGUACAAGCAAAAAAUCUGCAGGUAGAAAGAAGAGAAGAUAUGUGAAGAAAAAAACAAGUGAUGAUGCAUCAAAAACCUCAGCCCUUCAACAAGACGAACAUCUCCAGUCAGAUAAUCAGCCUGUACCUACUCAUCCCCAAGACAUGUCAGCUCUACCUGCAGAUAUGCCCAUGGAGCCGGUGAACAUGCCAAUCAUAACUCUAAAAACCGAGCCAGAGGAAGAGAUUAUUUCCUUUAAAGUGAAAGUGGAGGAGAUGGAGAUGGAGACACCUAUCAAUCCUGACUUUGAUGGCAAUGAAAGCAGUGGAUUCCACACCCCUCCACCUUCUUUACUGAAAGAAGAAAGUCCAGAGUGAAUCACUAG